AUGACGUACAAUACGAAAAGUGCCGGUAAGUAACGAGUUUUGAAUAAAAGCGUGCAAAAACAUCUUCUUCGGUGGGAAGACAAAAAGAGAGCCAACUGUACCAGUAACGACUGAGCUCAAGUAAAAGUAGAGGAAGGAAAUAACUAAUAGUAAACCCUAAAGAAAAACAAGCUAAUUAAUGCUUAGAAAAAGUUCCGAUUUCCUAUUGAGGAGCUCAUUUUAACAGAACUGUUAUUGAUGCUGCUUGAUUGUUUUUGGCGGGUCUAAAUGAACCUCGCAGUAGGAACUUUCACGUGCACAGUUCUGUCUAUGGUUCUCAAGCUUUCCAGGUGUUCGCAGAUUGAUGAAAGAGGCGAUGGAACUGCGAGAGCCGACCGAAAUGUACCAUGCUCAGCCGAUGGAAGACAAUCUGUUCGAGUGGCAUUUCACUAUCCGCGGAACUCUUGGCUCUGACUUUGAGGGCGGUAUUUACCACGGAAGAAUCAUAUUCCCGGCAGAUUAUCCGAUGAAACCACCAAAUCUCAUUUUGCUCACGGUUCGAAAUCGUUUAUUUUCAUUCCGAAAAAUAUGUGUUUGCAGCCCAACGGUCGUUUCGAACUGAACAAAAAAAUUUGCCUCUCGAUCUCCGGGUACCAUCCGGAGACUUGGCUCCCAUCUUGGAGCAGUAAGUUCUAAUCGUCUCCACUAACGUACUCAAAGCCCAUUCUCAGUUCGCACUGCUCUCCUUGCACUUAUCGGCUUCCUUCCAACCACCGCCGGCGGAGCACUCGGAAGUCUAGAAUAUCCGCCGAAGGAGAGAAAGCGACUCGCGAAGCUGUAAUUGUUUUCUUCGCAAACCUGUCAUCAUUGUAAAUGUUUGCAGGAGUGGAGACUGGAAAUGCAAAGAAUGUGGAUGCGUCAUGAAGAAUGCUCUCUUGCCGAUCACAGAAGACGGACAAGGAAAAGCAAACGAAGAGGCUAAGCAGCUGGCGGCUCAGCUGAAAUUCCAGGACGCAUCGGAAGUCAAGAAGGCAGUCGCUGCUGCAGCUGAAAGCGCUGACCAAAAAGAAGAAGAUGCGAAUGCGAGCAGCGAUGUGCUCCUAGAAGGCUCAUCUCCUCAACUCGAGGAGCUGAGCAUUCAGACGGAAACAGCUCCCGAAGGGGAAGUGCCAGGUUCCGAAGUGGAAGAGCCUCUUCAAAGUAAUCUAAUCCUUCCCAACUCCACCGCAAUACAAUGUUACAGUCGUUGAUCCGUCGCCAUUCCCAGCCUUCCAGCAGCGUCGUACCACAACGGAUUCCUCGUCAUUCGAUUACUCUCUUCUCGUCACAAUUCCACUCAUUUUCAUCUGUGCGGUUGUUUUCUUCACUCUUUUCGCUCGUCGUUUCCUUAUAGACAACGGGCAUCCCCUUCCGGACGGUUCCGAAUUGUAA
This is a messenger RNA of Caenorhabditis sp. 36 PRJEB53466, 1410 nucleotides long. The record is from the annotation of a GenBank genome assembly. Lineage: Eukaryota; Metazoa; Nematoda; Chromadorea; Rhabditida; Rhabditidae.